Molecule: messenger RNA, 652 nt
Organism: Rhagoletis pomonella (apple maggot)
Lineage: Eukaryota; Metazoa; Arthropoda; Insecta; Diptera; Tephritidae
Product: lipase member H-like
Exons: 4
Coding region: 1-531 (176 amino acids)
Molecular function (GO): lipase activity
Source: RefSeq, a predicted model, not a curated record
AUGAUAAUUUCAGCUUUAGAUCCAGCCUUUCCGUUGUUCUACGGAUCUUUUUCGAGUCAUUUAAGUAAACAUGAUGCCGAUUUCGUUGAUGUCAUUCAUACAGAUGCUUGGAUUUAUGGUGCACCAGUAAGUACCGGCACUGCAGAUUUUUGGCCUAAUGGUGGUACUACACUACAACCGGGUUGUCCUAGACGAAAUUAUAAAGCCCUUACAGACAUUGAUUUGUGCAGUCAUCGCCGAUCAUGGUGGUUUUGGGCUGAAAGUGUUAAAAAGGAAUUUCCAGAAAAAUUCUACGCAGUUAAAGUGAAAAAUUGGGCAGAUUUCAAAAAUGGCAAAUUUAUAGAUAACGAGGAUUACAGGGUUAUCAUGGGCCAUGAUUGUCCUACGGACAUUUCAGGUGACUAUUACUUGCAAACUAAUGGUGUCCCACCAUAUGCAAGGAACCUUGCUGGCGUAAGUUAUGUUCACCCGACGAAGCUUAAAGGAAAUACUCCCGAUGAAUCUAAAAAAGUGGAGUCAACAAAAACAUAGCACAUGGAUAAUUUUUCAUAGUAUACCAUAAAUUAAGUUUUUUUCUGAAAACAUGUAUACAUAUUUGUAAAUUAUCUGUUCGCUACUACAUAUGGCCAAUUCUACGGCUGGUAACGUUACA